AUGCAUAUCCUCGUGAUCGGCGGGACCGGCCGCACCGGCCAACUGAUCAUCGCCGAAGCCCUCUUUAAAGGCCACCAAAUCACCGCCCUAGUGCGCAACACCUCGUCCCUGGCACCCCAAGGAAACCUCACCAUAAUACGCGGCACGCCCCUAAACCCCCACGACAUCGCCACCGCCUUCACCGCCAGCCCUACCUCCGUCCCCACCGCCAUAAUCGUAGCCCUCAACGCGCGACGCGCAUCCGACUCGCCCUUCGCGGCGCCGUCGCCCGACACGCCGCCGCGCCUGAUGGCCGACAGCGUAGCCAACGCCAUCGCGGGCAUGAAGGCGCACGGCGCCUCCAGAAUCGUCAUCAUGAGCUCCCAGGGCGCCGGGACGAGCUUCGCGGGGCUGGGCUGGAUGAUGCGCCUCGUGUUCUCCAAGACCAACAUGAAGCUGCAGAUGGAAGACCACGACGCCGUCGACGCCGAGACCCGGCGCCAGGCAGGCGUGGACUUCGUGAUGGUGCGGCCCGUCAUGCUGGCCGAGGGGCCGGCGGCGCCGGUCAGGGUGUAUGGGGACGAGGGGAGGGGCAUUCCGGGGUUCAUGCCUAAGAUUACGAGGGCGAGUAUUGCGAGGUUCAUGGUUGAAGCGCUGGACGGGGAGGAGUAUGUGGGACGGGCUCCUGUUAUUUCGAACUGA
Molecule: messenger RNA, 681 nt
Organism: Anthostomella pinea
Lineage: Eukaryota; Fungi; Ascomycota; Sordariomycetes; Xylariales; Xylariaceae
Source: the annotation of a GenBank genome assembly